Messenger RNA from Trichomonas vaginalis G3, 528 nucleotides. RefSeq lists its product as uncharacterized. NCBI's taxonomy places the organism in Eukaryota, Parabasalia, Trichomonadida, Trichomonadidae. The transcript has a single exon. The coding region runs from base 1 to 528 and encodes 175 amino acids. The record is from RefSeq and is a predicted model, not a curated record.
AUGGAAGUAGAUAAAGAAUGGUCUGAUAUGUUUUUAGAGAAAAACAAGAAAGCUUUUGUCUGGUACUUGGACAUCUUUGGUUCAAGAUCAGUUUAUCUGCUCAUUUUCUCAAUCAUUUUCGAAGCUUUUUUAACAAUUUUAUUAUGGAAAUCUUGCAUUAACGAAGCUAUCGGUUCCCUGAUCUUUUUAAUCAGUAUUGUUGGGAUUGUAUACUGCAUUAGAUCCCUUAAAAUAUACAAAAUACUGAUGAAUAUGAACUACAAUGAAGCAGAUCUCAACGAAGCAGAAAUAAAGAGAGUCCUUUCAAAAUCUCAAAUUAUGAUUCAAUGCUUACAAGAAUGGAUUAAAUCUACAUUCGUUAGAACAAAUCCUGUAAAUCUUUCAAUCGUUUGCAUGAUAAUUUUAGGGACAAUGAUGAUUUUUCAAAACAUACCUUUAUAUGUAAUGUUUGACGUUUGCAUUACUGCAAUUUCCUGUAUUUUUAUCUUGUCAUCAAUCUAUUUUGUUCAUAUUAUGAAGAAAGAGUAA